CGAAGUUAUGUUCAGUUCCCUCCAAAUCCAAAUGUUCACUCAGUCAUUUGAAAAUCGCUGACAUGUCAAGUUAAGUUACUGAUUAAGUGUUUAUUAAGUUUUUGAGAAAAUGAAUGAGCUUUCACCUAGGCGUUUUCCAAGAAGCCCAAUUGUCCCACCUAAAACUCCACCGCAAUGGAAAAAACCACAAGAUGUCAUGAGAGAGAGAAAAAUUCGCUUAAAACAGAAUGCUUUAUUAGCUAGAAUUAACAGAAGUCCUUCUCAUGAUAUAUCUGCAAAUGUGUCUUCAAAACAUUCCGUUAAACGGAAAAAUCCCUUUUCAAAGUGCAAAGAAGUUAAGGAACCAGUUUUAAAAAGAGUUAAACCUGAGCCUGAAAUACCUGCAGAGACUUCAUUAUUAGAAAUUCUGGGUUUCAAUGAAUCUAAAGACUUGGAAACAAAUUUAAAUUUGCAUACUUGGGAUCGUUCAAGAGAUGUAAUUGAGAAUGAGGAAAAUGAUAUUAAUGGAAGCUCAUUUCAAGCAUUACCUAUUGAUUGGACUUUAAGAACUAAAAUGAGGUUUAUUUCACUUAAACCUUUUCCUUGGACCCAGAUGCUCAAGACCUGUGAGGAAGCAUCUGGUAUUACAGGUGUUCUCCACAUUUCCUCCAAGUUUGGGUCAAAUCGAAUGUGCCGUUUUCAAACUAUCGGCAUAUUAAAUAACACAUUUCCUGAUCUGAAAGUGGAUAAGUUUGUUCGUUGCUUGGAGUUCAAUAAUGAGAGGAGUGGUGCAGGUCUUGACAGUAGUCCUAAUUCUCGGUUUCACCAGAGUUGCCUUUUUUGGCAGCAUCCACAAUUGCCUUGGCUGGAUUUGUAUCCUAGACAUUCUUUGAGAAGAGCUGAUAAACCACUGUUUCCUGUUUCAUCGACUGUCAAAGAAGCUUUGUAUAAGGAUUGGUCAAAUAGUUUUCGUUCUCUUUUUCAGCUGGUGCGCACCAGGCAUUGUCCUUAUUUUUAUAUGGUAGCAAAUACUUUCACAUGCUUGUUUCGAGCUGCUGGAAUAAAUGGAAUAGGAGAAUCAACAGCUUAUGUUUGUCCCACUUCUGGAGGUUUCCGAAAACUGCUAAGAAAAGAAGGAAUCAAUUUCUCAAUGCCCCUAAGAGAGAAUAAUAAGAAGAGGAGAAGUAAUGGAGCCUCUGAAAAUGAAGAUGAAGAAGAGGAAGAAGAAGAAACUGAGGAAGUUGAACAAGAGGAAGAUGAAAGAGAAGAAACAGAUUGGCUAGCUAGUCUUGGCAUAGCAGAAUCAGAAAUAGGAAAAAUUAAAACUGCGGAGGAAGCUUCCUUGCUGAAGACAGGAGACAAAAACGAUGAUUCACUUGUUGUAGUGGAUGGUUGUGAGGUACAUGCUCUUUUUAAUUUUUUAAUUAAUUGUAAAUCUGCCAUAGCUACUACUGGACCUCUAGCAGGUAUACCUCCAACACUUAUUUCUCCAGUUGCUUUUACAGGAGGAUCCCUUUCAUCCCUGAAGGUUAGAGAAAGCACAGUGAAACAAGACAAUGAAAGAUUUUAUACAAUUGAAGUAUGUGGACCAAUACUUCCGAAUACAGUCCAAAAUUUGUGCAAUAUACUUCAAGAAAACCUUGAGACUUUUUCAGUAACAUUUGCGAAUGUUGAUUUCACCAAAGCAUACACUCUUUGCAAAGGUCCUAAUGAAACAAUUACAAAAUCACCUUCAAAGCAAUCAAAUACAUUUAAUAUGGAAAGCCUCAAAGAUUCUGGUUUAGAUUCCAAAUUGCUUGCAGCAUUUUGUUCUGAAAACCUCCAUGCAUUUGACAGUGUUAGAUGGAAUAGAAAUUCUUUUAUGAUUCUGUGAUUUAGUUUUUUGUUUAAUGUUUUCAUUCAUGCUAAUUGUUUAUGUAUAUAUUUUUAGGUCAAUAGACUUUGUGUAUGUUCUUACAAUUGUGAUAUUUAGACAAAACACUCUUUACAAUAAUUUAACCUACUGAUAUAAUGUAAAUAUAAAUUUAAAUAUUAUUAAAUUUAAAUUUAACUCUCCAUCAGAUUUCUUUUACUU
Nezara viridula (southern green stink bug) is the source of this 2053-nucleotide messenger RNA. NCBI's taxonomy places the organism in Eukaryota, Metazoa, Arthropoda, Insecta, Hemiptera, Pentatomidae. The record is from the annotation of a GenBank genome assembly.